UUAAGCCCAACUGUCCCGUGAAGUUCUCACUCUGUCUAAAAAUACAGAAGCGAUAACACGAAUUUUCUGCCCAUCUCGAAAAUUUUUAGAACCAUAAAACUGUACGAUGUCCGUUCUGGAAAUAUUGGCAGCUCCGAUGACUCAAAUUGGAAAAAUUCCUGACCACGUGGCCCUCAUUCUUGACGGGAAUCGACGCUACGCCAAAAGCCGAGGGUUACCUGCGCUAAAAGGACACCAGGCUGGGUACGCAUUUUGUUUGACGGUGUUCCUCUUUUCAAUCGAGAAUUUUAAACGGGCCAAAGAAGAAGUGGAUGAUUUGAUGGAGCUUAUUUUCAUAAUGUGUACAAACCUAAUGAAACAAGUAGACGCCGGAACGAUUAUGGACACCAGCUUCCAGGUCAUAGGAAAUUGGGAGGGUCUCCUCCCAGUCAAACUGCAACAUCGCAUGGCUCAUUUGAUGAUCAAGACGAGACAUUUCAAACCUUAUCGAUUCAAUAUGGCGGUGGCAUAUACGGGGCGUCAAGGAAUUUUACAGAGUUUAAAUGCCUUCCCCGACAGCAAGGAUGAAAUUAUGGACAAUCUACGCCCCUCCGAAUACUUGAUCGCGCAGGCCCAGCAUCUCGUUGACAUGAGUCCGGUCGACAUGCUGAUUCGAACCGGGGGCAAUCUGCGACUCUCGGACUUUAUGAUGUGGGAGACUAGCCAAGCUUAUAUCCACUUCGUACCGGAAACCUGGCCCGAGUUCAGCUUUUGGAAACUUGUCCAUGCCAUAUUAUUGUACCAAGUGUACAGAGGAAGUGCCGAAAAAGUGAUCAAGAUCAAGAUAAAAGAUCUUACCGAACUAGAUCAAGAUCAAGAUCAAGAUCAAAAGCGCCAGCCGAAGAUCAAAGAUCAAGAUAAUAUCUUGAUCUUUGAUCUUGAUCUGCUAUCUGAGAUAAUGAUCUUGCCCACCUCUGAAAACUGA
Messenger RNA from Folsomia candida, 964 nucleotides. RefSeq names its product dehydrodolichyl diphosphate synthase complex subunit Dhdds. The record is from RefSeq and is a predicted model, not a curated record. Lineage: Eukaryota; Metazoa; Arthropoda; Collembola; Entomobryomorpha; Isotomidae. The transcript is spliced from 6 exons. Gene Ontology annotation, cellular component: endoplasmic reticulum; dehydrodolichyl diphosphate synthase complex. The coding region runs from base 107 to 964 and encodes 285 amino acids. Gene Ontology annotation, molecular function: ditrans,polycis-polyprenyl diphosphate synthase [(2E,6E)-farnesyl diphosphate specific] activity. Gene Ontology annotation, biological process: polyprenol biosynthetic process.